This is a messenger RNA of Perkinsus marinus ATCC 50983, 549 nucleotides long. RefSeq lists its product as hypothetical. The transcript has 5 exons. The coding region runs from base 1 to 549 and encodes 182 amino acids. Lineage: Eukaryota; Perkinsozoa; Perkinsida; Perkinsidae. The record is from RefSeq and is a predicted model, not a curated record.
AUGGUAGACGAUGCUCAGGUUAUUUGCCUCCUCAAUGUGCUCGGUGUCAGCGAUGUGAAUAUUCCGGCAGGGCCUAGACAGUACUGUUCGUCAUAUUUCGACGAGCUUUUGUCGACGCUCCCUGUUGGUAUGAAAGAUGCUUAUGCGAAGGCACGUGAGGAUUUCACGUUUGAGGCAGUCGACUAUGAUUCUGAUGUUACACACGAAGCCGAGGAAUUAAAGGAAGACCUCCGCUCAACUGUUCUCGGUAAGGUGCCUGACUCUUUGCUCAUAGCGUUGUCGUCGGUGCCUUGUGAUACAGCACCAGUGUGCCAAGAGAUUGCGACUAUUCCCAAGGCAGCAUUCCAGUGUCUUAGCGUUCAUGAUUUCGUAGUGCGUCUAUCCGGUCGAGAGCAGUGGGAAGACUAUGUCCAGCUUCAUAAGAUCACUGGCUUUGUUACACUAGCGGGUCCGUUCGACUUUGAAGGGGUUAUUUAUACGUUGAUAGCGGCACCGUACCGGGCGGGAGCAGUUCUGUUGGAUUGGCCCAAAGUCUACCAGCGAGUGUAA